Molecule: messenger RNA, 1641 nt
Organism: Sphaerodactylus townsendi
Lineage: Eukaryota; Metazoa; Chordata; Lepidosauria; Squamata; Sphaerodactylidae
Exons: 9
Coding region: 181-1308 (375 amino acids)
Source: RefSeq, a predicted model, not a curated record
AACUCGGAGCUGACGGCUGCUGCUGCCCUCAGACCAGCCACUCUCCCAUGGUGGUGACCUCUCGGCUCCAGGAGUAUCAGGAGGCUGUGUUACAGUCCUGUCGCUAAGGCAACCGGCGGAGCUUUGCGUCCUCACACGGGCAGGACUUUCCUUCUUGCAGUCCCAACAGCCGGAAGGAAGAUGAGCCAGAGGGUCACCUUUGGCGAGCUGGUCAAUUUGGCCAUCGGGACCCCUGAACUGGGCAACGUCAACUUCAAUGCCCUCCAUUUCUUGCUGCACAGCAUGCUGCAGCAUUUCAACCUGCAAGACGUGCAGAAAGAAGUCAGCGAGGAGGAGCUGGAGUUUAUCAAGCCGCCCCCGAGAAGCUCCGUCCCCAAAUCCCCGUCCCAAACGGACACGUCCUUGAGGAGAACCAGCUCCAUCUUCCACCAGAUGCACGAGAGAAUCAUCUCCAUAGAGAAGCAGUUGCUCUUCUUGAAUGAUACGCCCACCACAACCGAGCUGCUGUCGCGCACCGAGGCCGGCACCUUUGCCCAGCCUGCCCAGGACAUGUGGCAGCUGAUGCAGCUGAAGAAGAAGAUGGAAAUAAACGAGGAAGGGAUGACUAAGGCCAUGAACACGCUGCAGGAUUUGCUGAGCAACAUCUGUGCCCUGAAAGUCAGCACCGAGAACUUCAAGCAAGAGCUGGAGAACAUGAAAGGCACCUUUGAGAAACUGGACAUAGACAAGAUGCUGCAGCAGCUUGGACAGAUGGAUGGUCAGGCCAAGGUGAUUCAGGAGCUCCAGCAGCAAUUGAACUCUAUGAAGGCAAAGACCAGCUCGAUGCCUGUCUUGUCUGACCUGGUGCAGUGGGGCACUCUCUGUGAAAGACUCCAGGGCAAGAGUUUUCCAGCGAUGGAGAAGGAGGCCACAGACAGAUUGUCCAAGGAGAUGCUGGCUUCUUUGGGGCAGCUGCCGGAGCAGCACAAGGAACUUGCGACCCGAGUCACUUCACUGGAGAAGAAGCUGAAGUGCCAAGCUGAGCAGCCAAAACCUUCUGAAAUCGUGGGUGAUGACGGGAUGGAAACGACAUCGCUGACAUCACUGACGGAGCGUGUGAAUUCCCUGGAGAGUUGCGACCUGCAGAGGAAGGAAUCCCUGAAAGGCAUCCUGGACGAGAUCCCGAAGCUGAAAGAACAAUAUGAGGCCCUGGAGAGGGCAGUGGAAAAGGUGAAGAGGAACUCGUCCAACAUCCAGAACACAUACAAAAUAUGUUGGAACAACUGGACAUCACAAAAGCCGACAAGGCCCUUAUCCGGGAGGAGAUGAAUGUGAAAGCUGGACAAGAGGCGCCUGGGAGGCCAAAGUGAGCUCCACGUGGAGCUGAGGCUUACGGCCAGCCACACGCCCAGCUGAGCGAGAUGAUGCAGGACUUGCUGCAGAAGAUGUCCCUCCAGGACAAGGACUGGCAGAGGGCCCUGGAGAAGCUCUUUACUGACAUGGACUGCAAGGUGGGGACGGCGGUUGCCCCAUCCUGAGCAGCCCAGGUUACCACUGGCCACCUGCUCUGCAGAGCCAGGCCAGCUAUGGAUCUGGGGGGAGGGGUGUCCUGGGCAGAGAGUUUCCUUCCCAACCCACUUCACCCAUGGAGUCUCCCCUCCC